AGAUCACAAAGGUGGCCUGGCGGCAUUCAGAAACGCAUGCUAUUGUUCGUAUCAUAUUCGCAGUAACUUUCGUGGUGAACGUAUUGCAAAUUAAAGCGCAAAUAACCCCACAGCGUUUCGCAACGGAAGUGAUCAGACACUGGGAAGCAAAUUGAAAAACGAAGACAACGCGGAACAAUAUUCCAGAUUUUUACCAACGUAAAAUUGAUGAUAAGGUAACGAGUCCACUGCGGCCAUGACCUCGGAUGCGGGAUGCCAAACGAGUCAAUUUGAUGUAGUACAUUUUGCUCGCGAUGAUGCAGUUGCGAAUGCCUUGCCAGAUUCGGACUGUGCGUUGGAACACAGCUCGGCGAUCAAGGGUGGAAUGAUAACAGCGCAUUACCCCUACCAAAUGAGGAUUCAACCGUGGGCAGAAGGGUUCUUUGCUGAUUUGGUGUCCUAUUGUACCGAUCAUCCGGUCCUCUACAUCCGUCCCCUUGAGAAGGAAUUUUCGCAGCAGGUGGAUUGUUUGCACGAGAAAGUGCAGGCCGUGGCAGCGUCCCAGAUGCAGGCAGCAGGCGAGCAGGAGCAGGCGGGUAUGUUCGUGCCGGGUGUACCAUGCCUGGCUCGGUAUAGCGAGGAUCGUUUAUUCUACCGAGCAAUUAUAGAGAAGGUGGACGAUGUGCAAGAUGCCGUCCAUGUCCUGCACGUGGACUAUCUCAGUGAGGACAUUUUGCCGAAGAGGGAUAUCUGCGAGUGCCCGCCAGAAUUGCGUUUGAUACCACUGAGUUAUGCAUGUGUGCGGCUGGCGGGCGUUCAGCCAAACGCCACACGACCCAUUGCAGAGGUUUACGGACGGCUUCUGGAGCUUCUUGCAGAAUCAUCGUUUUACGUGCGAGUCAUCCAGUGCCCUGACGUGGAGCAGGGUACGAAUUUGCCAGAGGUAGUGCUCUACACGGCGAUGGAUUGCCAAAAACUCGCCUAUCAGACUUUAAUAGAUGAUUUACAAAUGAUUUACUGGUUGGUAUCAGCAACCAAAUAUUGUGUUGCUGAUACCAACCAGUAAAUCAUUUGCGACACCCAUGGAGAACCAAGUCCAUGGCUUUUCGCUAACUUUUAUUACUUUUUUAUGAUUUGAUCACUACAAAUUUCGAUCGUUCAAGCUACACAGUUACGCUGCUGUUGGCAGUUCGAUUAGUAAUUCAUCACUCAUAUCUAAUGUUUUUUUCAAGCUAGACCGUUCCUUCGCUUUGAGUUCAAUCUGAUGGCAGUUAGGUUUUUCAUUCUUUACUUACACAUGUUUUCGAUAAAAGCGGAUUACUUUCUCAGUUUUUGCAUUUAUAACAUUCAACUACCCAGAUGAUAUAUAAGUAAAAGAAUUAUAUUUUUUUGUAUUUGAACUAUGAGCAAUUAUAAUAAAACCCAAGCAAAAAAACAUA
Molecule: messenger RNA, 1418 nt
Organism: Anopheles arabiensis
Lineage: Eukaryota; Metazoa; Arthropoda; Insecta; Diptera; Culicidae
Product: tudor domain-containing protein 1-like
Exons: 3
Coding region: 236-1045 (269 amino acids)
Source: RefSeq, a predicted model, not a curated record